AUGGACCAGACAGGAAAAAGUCAUUUAAAGCGAGACAUUCUGAAGAGAAGGAAUGUUGGUUAUGACUAAAAAAUAUCUGCAUUUUUAUUUCACAGCCACAGCCUUUUUGGUGCUUCUAGCACUAAACUGUAAGGAAUCUAUAAUAUUAAUCUUCUAACUACAGGUUGAUGAUCACUCAUUCAAAAGGAGGAGGUUUCUACCUCAAGACACAAUGAAGUUUGGCUGCCCUGCAAGUAUUCGUUUAUCAGAAGUCAUAAAGUAUUGCAAUUACAAGGUACAAAACCACCAUCACAAUAGUGAUAAUAGCAAUUGACAUUAUACUUCCGCUCAGUAAAAUACAUCCCUUCAUUUCAUAUCUUAUUACUGUCUUUUAACUCUAUUAGAUCAGGGAUGACACAGAAAGACUAAGAAGGGACAUGUCCAAAAAGCAGAAGACUGAUAUAACCAGCAGACAGAAACCCCAAGUGGAACGCAGAAUUUAUAUCCAAUUACCAAAGGAGGAUGAACACAAAGAUCACAUCACUGGAGAGGUCUGUUGAUGUCAAUGGAAAGAACUGGGACACUACCUUAACUUGAGAACAAUAAUAUUAACUUCUGUUUUUGGCUCUUUUUGUUUGAGUAAUAGUUGAAGGCUUAGGGAAAAACACUUUGAAUGGGUGGGACAAGAGUUGAGUCAUUUUCAUAUAAACCUUCUAGUUUUUCAUGUAUAAAUCAUUAUGGUAAUUAUAGUUUCGGACAGGUAUUACUUUCCUAUGAAAAGGCAAGAAGGCAUGUGAAAGAAAGUCAAGUCAGUCCUUCCACUCAAAGGCUAGGUCACAAAGUACAACAGGUGUAUGGGUGGCUACAUGCUAUGUAGUGUUAACAAUCAUAGCCUAGGUCUGUAAAUGAAGUAAUGAUCAUGAAAAAAGGUCCAAGUAGUGUCUAGGACUUGUUACUUGUUGUUGCUAUUCUAUCCAAAUAAUUUGUUUUUUGAAUGUUGUUGUUGACAGAAGUGACAUUUCAUUCAUUACAUGUAAGUGUACAUUGUACCAGCAGUGCCUACAACUAUCAGCAUGGCUGUCAAAAUAUUUCUGUCAAAAAUGUAAUUCCAUUUUCAUUUUUCUCCUCACGUAUCAAACAACCAGAUUGGUGGCAUUCUGCAGCCCAUCGACAAACGGCUUGUAGACAAGAUUGGAGAGCUUGUUGGCGAAGGUGUGAAAACUGUGGACAAAAUGAAAAGACAUCUUAGGCAAUUCGUAAAAACUGAACUAUUUCCAGGGCAAUCUCCACCAGCAUCAACAAACAGGCGCUAUUAUCCAACAGAUGUGGACAUCAGGAACCACAUGUAUCAGGCAUCAGUAAAAAAAAUCCUGUCCAAAUCUGAUCCGGAAAACCUUGAAAAGAAAAUUGAAAAUUGGUGUCAGGAGAACCCACAAGACUCUUUCUAUUUUAGACCCUGUGCCCUAUCAGCCUCAUCAACAGCUUCUGAAAGCAUGAACAAUGAGGAAACAGAUCAAAAUUGUGUGUGA
Messenger RNA from Porites lobata, 1508 nucleotides. The record is from the annotation of a GenBank genome assembly. Lineage: Eukaryota; Metazoa; Cnidaria; Anthozoa; Scleractinia; Poritidae.